Molecule: messenger RNA, 1665 nt
Organism: Drosophila miranda
Lineage: Eukaryota; Metazoa; Arthropoda; Insecta; Diptera; Drosophilidae
Product: alpha-(1,3)-fucosyltransferase B-like
Exons: 4
Coding region: 181-1500 (439 amino acids)
Cellular component (GO): Golgi membrane
Molecular function (GO): alpha-(1->3)-fucosyltransferase activity
Source: RefSeq, a predicted model, not a curated record
AUACAAAAGUAUUUCCGUGUCUGACGUGUGUAGUACGCCUCUUUCCGACAGAAAGACGCUUUCCAGCACUAUCAGCUGUUGUGACUGAAAUCGCAAAAAAAACAGCCGUCUUCGAGUUUGCCGGCUAUUCAAAUCGUAGGCAAAACAAAUCAUAGAGAAUACAUUUGCUGAAACAUAGCCAUGCGGUUGGCACGCCGUUGGAUCAUUGGGUCUACGUGCCUGAUACUCUUGUGGCUGCUGCAUUUUGUCUACUGGGACUUAGUCGAGGUGUUUGACAUUGAACAAUCGGAAUCCUCGGCGCCUAUUGAGCUGCUGUGGUGGACGCGGCACAUGCCCUGGGUUUACGACGAAGUGCGACAAUGCGGCGUCUUCGAGUGUCGCGUUACCAACAAGCGAAAGCGAUUGGCCUCUGCGCGGGCUGUUCUCUUCUAUGGAACGUUUCUAGAGACGGGAGACUUUCCCCUGCCACGCAGCCUCCAGCACUCGUGGGCUCUGCUGCACGAGGAGUCGCCCAAGAAUGUGGCCUACGCUCCCUUUGAUGACUUCCUGCAGCAUUUCAACUUCACCUCCACCUUUAGCCGCUUCAGUGAUCUCCCCCUCACGACCCAGUGGCUUCCCAGUGCCCACGACCUCAUCUCGAUGGACUACACAAUGUCGUUCGACUUCAAGUCCUCGAAUCUAAACGUGGCCUCGCCAUCGGUUGUGUUCCUGAACAGCGACUGCGAUACCAUGUCCGGCCGCGAGCACUAUAUGAAGGAGCUGAUGCGGCACAUCAAUGUGGAUUCAUUUGGGAGUUGCCUGCACAACAAAGAUCUGCCCGCGAGCCUGCAAAUGGAUUAUAUGGACAAUCUGUAUUCGCCGAAGUUGCUGCGAUUUCUCUCAAGAUACAAAUUCAUGAUUGCCAUCGAGAAUGCCGUGUGCGAGGACUACAUCACCGAAAAGUUCUGGCGUCCCUUGGUUGUGGGCGUGAUUCCCAUUUACUUUGGUUCGCCCAGCAUUAAAGACUGGCAGCCGCAAAAGAAAACUGCGAUAUUUGUCAACGACUUUCCCAAUGCCGCCGCCUUGGGCAGGUAUCUGAUGGACUUGUCCGAGAACAAAACAGAAUAUGACUCCUUUCGCGGUCACAAACUCAAUCGCAGCCAUCCGAUACAAAACGAAAAGUUACUCCACAAUUUGAUCACUUAUCCGUAUCACAUGGGCGACCCCACGCCUGAGGGUUCGCUCAUCCAAGUGUUCGAGUGUGCCGUCUGCAAAUAUGCGACGUAUCGCGGGCCCAUCAGGCGUGCCAAUGCGCGCCACUACAACUGCCCUUUGGUGCCGAUCUAUGCGCCGCUGGAGAGCAAGAAGGAGCCGAACAGUUUGGCUCACUGGCGUUCGGCGAUGAAGGUGGGACAGUGCCAGUCCCGCAUCUUGAAAACCUUCUUUAGCUCAAAUAAGCCCUACAGCGAGGCGGAAUUUGCGGCAGAACUUAAUCCCAGAAUUGCCGACGAUCGAUGUUAGACUCUACAAAAGUUUCAUUGAUUGGACAUGCAUUGCAGGAUAUGACAUUUUGGCUCCUAAAAUGACACCAAAAAUAUUAUCCAUCGAUACGUAAGGCUUUAGUUUUAAGUUGACCUAAUAUGUGAUAAACCUAACAAUAAAUUAAGCAUCCAAGAUGCUGAAGUA